AUGGACAUUCCGAGAAACUCAUCUCUGGAGGAAAUAAUUAAGCUCUGCACGGAUCUGUUUUUUCCAGGGGGGGAAAAUGAGGCCAAAAGUGUUCGGUUGAAAGAUGUCCACACCAACGUCACAACGUUCAGUGGGAAAACACUGGACUCGUUUGGUGAAGAGUUUACUCUUUGGCGUUUUUGCCAAGAGUUAAAGACCCACCCUGUGCGCGUGUACCUGGUAACUUCGGUGAAAUCGGAUGACAUAUCUUCCGAUGAUGAGGCGGACGAUGAGAACGACUUGCCCCAUAUCAACAUCACUGCUGAGACAUCGUCACGCUCAAAGGUUGUGCCGAAAUCCACCUGCUCGCUGGAAAACAUUGCACAGCCAGACACUCCUACGGUGUCUUUUCCAGGCCACAGAAAAGUUGGUGGAAGUGACAGAGAGGACCUGUAUGAAACGUAUGUCAACUUACUUGAAGACAGCGACGAUGCACAAAGUGACGAUGCACCUACAACGGAUGUGGAUGCAGUGACUACCGAGUAUCAAGAUGAUCUGGAAUCCUUGCCUGACAUACACCAACGGGUAACUUCUCUCGUAUCGAGCACACCUUUUACAUUGAUUGUUCACCGCAGAAAGAUCCUGACGUCAACUAGGAGGGCCAUCAAGUCCACUGAAUUCAGUUUUUGGAAAACUCCCUUCGUGACAUUUGCAGGCGAAGAGGCGGAAGACAACGGGGGGCCACGACGAGAAUUUUUCAAGCUGCUAAUGGGCGAGGUGUUGGCCGGGGGAGUUUUUCAGGGUGUUCAGUCAGGAAUGACGUUCACAUACAACUUGCAACUUCUUAAAGAACAGGCAUAUAAGACCGCCGGACAGUUUCUGACCUGGAGCUUUGUAAACGGAGGACCAGGUCUUGCUGCCCUUUCACCUUCCCUUUUUGCUGCCAUGACGGGUAAACAUGUUAACCCAUCAGACAUAGAGCACAUAGCUGACCCCGAAUCUCGCGGAAACUUGAUUAAGCUACAGAAUUGCAAGGACCAACAGGAAUACGAGAAGACAGUCCUUGAUAUCUCUGAUUGGUUGAUCCAAGAGGGAGUCGGCAAAGUCUUUGGGCUGCAGCUGAAGCAGCGUGACGAGCUUGUUAAUGACCUUUUGAUGCACGAGGUUUAUUACAGAGUACAACCAGCUGUAAACCAGUGCAUUGAAGGCCUAGGGCCACUUUGGCCUGAAAUCCUAAAGAACCCCACUGCAACGGCCCCAUUGUUCGUGACCCAAAAUAAUGAACUGACACUACGAGACAUGAAGAAACUCUACAGGAUCAAUUAUUCACCUGAUGGGUCAAACAGACACCUCUCUGAGGAGGAUACAGUGUAUUCCUUCGAAAUCUUCCUUCAGCGCUGUGCCGAGAAGUCUGCAGAUGUUUCCCUUGGGCAACUGUUGGAGUUUUGGACGGCGGCCGACAAGAUCCCUCCUUGUGGGUUUACAGAAAGCCUUGUUGUGGACUUCUACACGCCUGUUACCGGAAUCCGUCGUUUGCCCACUUCUCACACGUGUGGUCCAAUUCUUUGGCUCCCCAGAGGCGUGGAGGAACCUGAUGACCUCCAAGACCUGAUUGUGGAAGCCAUACAAAACUGUCAAGGUUUUGGAAAAAUCUAACUCCUGUCAUCAUCCAACACCAAAUAAAUUCUAACUUCGUAUCUGUUGAC
Messenger RNA from Acanthaster planci (crown-of-thorns starfish), 1685 nucleotides. Its product is annotated as G2/M phase-specific E3 ubiquitin-protein ligase-like. NCBI's taxonomy places the organism in Eukaryota, Metazoa, Echinodermata, Asteroidea, Valvatida, Acanthasteridae. The record is from RefSeq and is a predicted model, not a curated record. Gene Ontology annotation, biological process: protein polyubiquitination; Golgi organization; ubiquitin-dependent protein catabolic process. Gene Ontology annotation, molecular function: ubiquitin protein ligase activity. Gene Ontology annotation, cellular component: nucleus; cytoplasm; Golgi membrane.